Anoplopoma fimbria (sablefish) is the source of this 3727-nucleotide messenger RNA. It is a transcript of the gene pfkmb, whose product is annotated as phosphofructokinase, muscle b. Gene Ontology annotation, biological process: canonical glycolysis; fructose 1,6-bisphosphate metabolic process; fructose 6-phosphate metabolic process. The coding region runs from base 232 to 2658 and encodes 808 amino acids. The record is from RefSeq and is a predicted model, not a curated record. Gene Ontology annotation, cellular component: membrane; 6-phosphofructokinase complex; cytoplasm. Gene Ontology annotation, molecular function: ATP binding; AMP binding; fructose-6-phosphate binding. The transcript is spliced from 23 exons. Lineage: Eukaryota; Metazoa; Chordata; Actinopteri; Perciformes; Anoplopomatidae.
AGUGAAAAUGCUUGAGCAAGCUGUCUUUUGUAGAAAAGGUCUAUCAUGUGAGUAGUAAGGACCUCUCAGGAUCUGAAUGUGAAAACAAGACGACCUCAAGCUCUGAUCCACCAGGGGAUGCUGCCAGCAGGCUGAGUUAGAUGUGAGAGGCUCCUUGUGCUCCACUCAGUACAGCAGGGUAGCAGGGAUCUUUACACUCAAGGCCUCUUUCCCUCAGCCAGCUCCAGGACCAUGGCACAACCGGCUUCCACCGACCCCACCAAGAUGGGAGAGGGUCGGGCAAUCGCCGUGCUGACUUCAGGAGGCGAUGCCCAGGGAAUGAAUGCAGCUGUGAGGGCCACAGUUCGAGUGGGAAUUUACACUGGAGCCAAGGUGUAUUUUGUCCAUGAGGGUUACCAAGGUCUGGUGGAUGGAGGAGACAAUAUCCGCCCUGCUACUUGGGAGAGUGUGUCAAUGAUGCUACAGCUGGGUGGGACUGUGAUUGGAAGUGCUCGCUGUCAGGAUUUCCGCACCAAGGAGGGACGCACCAAAGCCGCCUGUAACUUGGUCAAGCUGGGCAUCACCAACCUGUGUGUGAUUGGUGGUGAUGGCAGUCUGACGGGUGCAGACCAGUUCAGAAAAGAGUGGAGUGAGCUGCUGGCAGACCUGGUCAGAACUGGUAAGAUCACGUCCGCCGAGGCAAAGGGUUCCUCCAAUCUCAAUAUCGUUGGCAUGGUGGGCUCCAUUGACAACGACUUCUGUGGCACCGACAUGACCAUUGGCACAGACUCUGCCCUGCAUCGCAUAAUAGAGAUUGUGGAUGCCAUCACCACCACAGCACAGAGUCACCAGAGGACCUUCAUCCUGGAGGUAAUGGGCAGGCACUGUGGUUACCUGGCUUUGGUGACAGCUCUGUCCUGUGGCGCUGACUGGGUGUUCAUCCCAGAGAUGCCCCCAGAGGAUGGAUGGGAGGAGCAUCUGUGCAGAAGGCUGACAGAGCAAAGAGGCCGCGGCUCCCGUUUGAAUAUUAUCAUUGUUGCAGAGGGAGCAAUAAACUGCAAAGGAAAAGCCAUCACAUGUGACGACAUCAAACAGCUGGUAUCACAGAAGUUAGGCAUUGACACCCGCACCACCAUCUUGGGCCAUGUGCAGAGAGGAGGAACCCCUUCUGCCUUUGACAGAAUCCUGGCCAGCAGGAUGGGCGUGGAGGCUGUGAUGGCUCUGCUGGAGGCCACACCAGACACUCCCGCAUGUGUGGUCAGCUUGUCUGGAAACAUGGCUGUCAGGCUGCCUCUCAUGGAGUGUGUGCAAGUGACUAAAGAUGUGACCAUAGCUAUGGCUGAAGGGAGGUUUGAAGACGCAGUGAAGCUCAGGGGAAAGAGCUUUGAGAACAACUGGAACACUUACAAAAUGCUGGCUCAUGUGCACAUCCCAGAAGCAAAGAGUAAUAUCAACAUUGCCAUAUUGAACGUGGGAGCUCCGUGUGCUGGAAUGAAUGCUGCAGUUCGUUCGACUGUCAGGAUUGGGCUCCUCCAGGGCCACCAGAUGCUGGCAGUGCACGACAGCUUCGAUGGCUUGGCUCAUGGAAUGAUUGAGCCUAUUGGUUGGUCCGGAGUGGCAGGAUGGACUGGAAAAGGAGGCUCCCUGCUGGGCACAAAGAGGUCCCUGCCACAUGAGUUUAUGGACGAGAUCAGUCUGAGCAUCGCUAAGUUCAACAUUCAUGCUAUAGUCAUUAUUGGAGGCUUUGAGGCAUUUGUUGGGGGUCUGGAGAUGGUGCAGGCUAGAGAGAAAUAUGAGGAACUUUGUAUUCCCCUUGUCGUUGUUCCCGCUACUGUGUCCAACAAUGUUCCUGGAUCUGACUUCAGUAUUGGCACUGACACCGCACUCAACACCAUAACCAUGGUAAAAUUCAUAAAGAACACAAAACAAACACAUGGCCAUCCAAACACUAAAUCUUACUCACUGCAUUCUUCUUCUCUUAUUUCUCUUUAUCAGACAUGCGACAGGAUCAAACAGUCUGCUGCCGGCACCAAGAGGAGAGUGUUCAUUGUUGAGACGAUGGGAGGAUACUGCGGCUACCUAGCAACCAUGGCCGGCCUGGCAUCUGGAGCGGAUGCUGCUUACAUUUAUGAGGAGAAUUUCAACAUUCAUGACCUAGAGGUGAAUGUGGAACAUCUGGUGGAGAAGAUGAAGACCACAGUGAAGAGAGGACUGAUUCUAAGAAAUGAGAAAUGCAAUGCAAACUACACCACCGACUUCAUCUUUAACCUGUACUCAGAGGAAGGCAAGGGUGUGUUUGACUGCCGGAAGAAUGUACUUGGACACAUGCAGCAGGGUGGAACACCCAGUCCUUUUGACAGGAAUUUUGGCACCAAGAUGGGGAUCAAGUCUGUGUUGUGGUUGACUGACAAGCUGAAGGAAUGCUACAGACAUGGUCGUAUCUUUGCCAACUCUCCAGAUACAGCCUGUGUGCUGGGCAUGAAGAAGAGAUCUUUGGUCUUCCAGCCUCUGGUAGAACUCAAAGAUCAAACUGACUUUGAACAUCGUCUUCCAAAGAUACAGUGGUGGCUAAAGCUGAGGCCCAUCCUGAAAAUCCUGGCCAAGUACAACAUCGAUCUGGACACCACUGAAAAGGCUGCGAUGGAACACGUCAUCAAGAAGAGAGCCGUAGUUCCUUAGAAACCUUUUCGCUCUCUGACCGUCUGUUAUUAAAAACACUUUUUAAACUCUGUCUCUGAAAAGUGCAAUAAAAUUAAAGAUGAUAAUCAUAUCACCAAAACACAUCGCAAGACUCACAGGUGAUUAUUUUUAACACAUUUCUGCUCCCUGUUUCACAGCAAAAAACCUGACAGUAUUUGUAUGGUGUAGUUUAUGUAUUAUCAGAAUUGCAUAAAAAAUCGGCUUGGGUCCAAAUUUAAAUCCCCUCAGUCAUUAACGUUAGUAGCAUUGCAAACAAAUAUAAACCUUGACCCUAUUGUUUAUACUGUAUGUAAAUUAGUGAAUUUGAAUAAUUUGAUUGCUGGUUUCCUUUUUUGCUUCUCAUCCUAUAACUGCUCCCUGUACCCUUAUAAAUCUCAGGCCUGGUUAUAAUACUGAUUAAAUCUACUACAAAGGUACAAAAAAAAGAUUAAACAUAGAUUUGAAUCUUGUUAUAUUAAGCGUUGUUUGUUCACACUUUGUCUCGCUUUGUUAACACGCUCCCUCAACCCUUCAAGGAUCAAUCCGACAGAAGGCGUUUUAAGAGUAAUGGUUCAGUCAUUAAGACAGAACUGGGCAUUCCACUAGAAUUUAAAUCUGAUAAAGUUUAUUAUGUUGCUAAUGGAAACACACACUUAAUAAUAAUAGACAUUUAGCCUGCACUCCCUUCAACUAAAGGAAGGGAAGUUUCAACUGUUUAAAUACAGGUGAUCUUCAGUGGGCCCUCUGGUGGACAUGUUCCAAACAAAAAUAUAUUUUCAUCAAUCACCAAUUUAAAAAUAUGUGUUUACAAAACCUUUCCAGUAAUGGCAUCACAAACUAUUUGGGAUUUAAAGUGACCAGAAAAAGCAUUCACCCCAUGGACCUUUUCAUUUAUUAUUGCUUUUCAACAGUGAAUCACAGUGGGUGUAAUUAGUUUUUACUGAUCAACAAAAAGCUUCUAUUUAAAAUUGAAAUGUCAACACAAGCAAAUUAACUUUUUUGUUUUGAGUUUGGCUUACCCUUAGAGACUGAUGUCUUGCUGGAAAAUAAACAUCUUCUCCUAACGUAU